AUGUUUUGAUUGUAGUAGUAAGCGUACAAAUGGUCAUGUCCUCGCGCACGCGGAUCUCGAGUUACGUUGUUGAUAACAGAAUAUAGAAUUAUUAAGAGGCUAAGUAGUAUAUGAUAUACAAUAAGUUACAGAAUAACGACAGAUUAUACAAUUUUCCAUAUAUCAUAAUUUUUACAUUGGUUUUAAAUGAAAAACAAUGAAAAUUAUUAAUCUAAUUAUUUAUACAACAUAUUUAUACAACAAUUAUUUGUGUUUAUAGAGAUUAAUGUUCUCAGUACAUUUAUUUUCUAAAUUAAUACAUAAGUUUGUAGUGUGGAACAUGUCCAAUAUUAUAUCCAUUAUAAAUAGAAAUCAUUGUUUGAAACAAAACGUGUUGUUACAAACUUGUGUAAGGCAUUCAAGUUCUACAGAACAAACGCCAGCUACGUAUUGUUCGGAAUUGGUUAGAAAACAUGAUUAUGAAAACUUCCUGUGUACAUUGCUAUUAUCAAACAAAAAUGAAGCAGCCGCAUUUGCAAUUCGUGCAUUUAAUGUUGAAGUAGCUCAAGUAAGAGAUCAAGUGCGUGAUUAUAGAAUAGGAGAAAUGAGAUUACAAUUUUGGUCAGAUGCAAUAAAUAAUACAUAUAAAGGAAAUCCUCCAAGAAAUCCUGUUAUGUUGGAGUUACAUAGAAUUUUACAGAAACAUUCUCUUUCUAAACAUUAUUUCAAACGUUUAAUUGAUAUAAGGCUUGAUAAACUUCGGGAUUAUUCAUUUCAUAAUAUGAGUGAAAUAGAAAAAUAUGCGGAAUACAGUAGUUCUUCCAUUUACUAUCUUCUUUUACAAGCACACGGUGUAAAUAAUAUUAAUGCUGAUCAUGCUGCCAGUCAUUUAGGGAAGGCACAUGGCAUUGUCAACUUACUUCGAUCGAUUCCUUAUAAUGCCAGUAAAAGAGUGAAUAUGUUACCACAAGAUAUUUUAAUGAAACACAGUGUUUCUACAGAAGCUGUAUUACAGGGCCAAUCCAGUAAAAAUCUUCAAGAUGUAAUAUAUGAUGUAGCUUCCUAUGGAAAAUUACAUCUGGAUGCUACAAUUUCUCUUAAACAUAGUAUGGGAAAAGAAGCAAAUUUAAUCUUUUUACCAAUAAUUUGUUUGCAAAAGUAUUUAAAUAAAUUAAGAAAAGCAGACUUUGAUGUCUUUAAUGCAAAACUACAGAAGAAAGAUAAUUUACUUCCUCUAUACUUGUAUUGGAGAAGUUUUAUGUAUUAAAUUUGACAUACUUUUAGUUAAGAUUAUCUUUUGGUUAAAGUAUUGUAGAAUAUUUGAAAUAAUAAUUAUAUCAUAAUACAGUUAAACUAAA
Molecule: messenger RNA, 1337 nt
Organism: Bombus huntii
Lineage: Eukaryota; Metazoa; Arthropoda; Insecta; Hymenoptera; Apidae
Gene: sicily
Product: NADH dehydrogenase (ubiquinone) complex I, assembly factor 6
Exons: 5
Coding region: 266-1246 (326 amino acids)
Biological process (GO): biosynthetic process; mitochondrial respiratory chain complex I assembly
Cellular component (GO): mitochondrion
Source: RefSeq, a predicted model, not a curated record